UGGGGCAUGCCACUCGCAAUAGCAGCAAAUUUGCAUAUACCGUAUAAAAUUUUUUUUUGCGAGGACAUACGUGACAUGCAUGCGCUGGAUAAAAUUGGUCAUGCUAUCAUCGUCACAGCGGAUAUGAAUGAUGCCUUUUUUUUUCAUCUACUGACACAGCUGGCCGGCCUGCAGCACACGAAAGUGCUGCUCAUCUUUUUUUUUGCCACCUCCUUUAACGCCGAGAAUAAUUUUUACAAGAAUUUGGCGCGAGCGGAUGUUAAGCCAACCGAUUCAGCUGAUUCAUUUUUUUUUCGUCCAUUGUUGAUAUUAGAGCAACAUGAAAUCAAUUCCAAUACUUACAUUUUUUUUUUUAUACAACCGGGCUACGACGAAUGGUUGUUGGUGAGUACGGCACAGCUUUGGCAAUGCGGCGCCAUCUGUUGGACAGUUGGAGCGAUUUGCAUUGGAUUGCUUUUGAUUAUUGUGGCUGCGAGCGUCGCUGCCGGCAUAGCAAUGAGAAAUUACUUUUUGCGUAAUUUUUUUUUAAAAGGACCAAAUAAAAUUGUGCUUUCCGCGGAUGACUUUGUAUUUCCAGUUGACUCGCGUAGGGUCGAUGAAGGCAUUGAGGCCAUGCUCUGCUGCUGGCUUUUUUUUUUUCAAGAAUUCGGUGGACCCGAAGUGGAUAAGCCUGACUUACUGAAAGGAUUUUUUUUUUCGUUGAAAAAUCUUGGCUUAAUCAUACCAGGCGGUGGUACGGCCACCGCUAUUUUUUUUUGUGCAACAACUGCCAACGGUGGCAAAGGUACAUCGGGCACAAAUAGUUUGGUUUUUUUUUAUCCCGCACUAUUAGAUAUGCGCGCACGGUACAAUGGCGAUUUGGUGCAAUUUUUUUUUUUACCCUUGAAUGGAUCGACCGAGUUAAAGGCCAAGGCAAUGGAUUUGUUGGUUUUUUUUUAUGGAAUGCGGCAUGAGAACAUUAACCCCUUAAUUGGUUGGUUUUUUUUUCCGAACCGCACCGCCAUGGUGUUCGAUUACUGUUCACGCGGUUCACUGCAAUUUUUUUUUAUAAUGGAUGAAAUCAAAUUGGAUUGGAGUUUUCGUCUCAGUUUGUUAACGUUUUUUUUUCGCGGCAUGCGCUACUUGCAUGCCUCACCGGUGCGCGUGCAUGGCACAUUAUUUUUUUUUAAUUGUGUUGUGGACGCGCGUUGGGUACUGAAAAUAACCGAUUAUGGGCUGUUUUUUUUUUAUGAAGCGCAGAGUCUUCUACCACCCACACGCACCGCCAAAGAAUUGCUAUUUUUUUUUCCGGAAUUGUUGCGUUCAAUGAAAACUCAUCAUCAUCACCAUGGACGCGUAUUUUUUUUUCAAAUGGGUGACGUAUACUCAUUCGGUAUCAUCAUGCAGGAGGUGGUGGUAUUUUUUUUUCCAUACUGUAUGCUGUCACUAUCACCGGACGAGAUAAUAGCGAAGAUUAAAUUUUUUUUUCCACUGAUACGGCCAUCGGUAUCGAAGGGUGCAGCACCGCCGGAGGCUAUCUUUUUUUUUCGUCAAUGCUGGGCUGAGCAGCCGGACAUGCGGCCAGACUUUAACUCCGUUUACGAGCGCUUUAAAAUGCUCAACCACGGCCGUAAGGUCAAUUUCGUCGAUACAAUGUUCCAAAUGCUCGAAAAGUAUUCGAAUAAUUUUUUUUUUUUGAUACGUGAACGAACGGAUCAAUUGGAUAUUGAACGGAAGAAAACGGAGCAGCUAUUAAAUCGCAUGCUGCCGAGUUCGGUGGCGGAAAAAUUAAAAAUGGGCUUAGCUGUUUUUUUUUAAGAAUUCUCCGAUGUUACAAUUUAUUUUAGCGAUAUCGUUGGUUUUACAAUUUUUUUUUCACACUGUAGCCCCGUACAGGUUGUGGAUCUGCUUAACGAUCUUUAUACAAUUUUUUUUUCUACGAUCAAUGCGUACAAUGUCUAUAAGGUGGAAACCAUUGGUUUUUUUUUUAUGGUGGUUAGUGGUUUGCCAGUGAAAAUACCCGAUCAUGCGGAGCAAAUAUUUUUUUUUGCUUUGGAUUUACUACAUCAAAGUGGGCGCUUUAAUGUCAAACAUUUACCAUUUUUUUUUUUGCAGCUACGUAUAGGAUUACACACUGGUCCCUGUUGUGCUGGUGUGGUGUUUUUUUUUAUGCCUCGGUAUUGCCUCUUCGGUGACACCGUGAAUACCGCAUCGCGUAUGUUUUUUUUUGGCUCCUCGUGGCGCAUACACAUGUCGCAGGAGACGCGUUUUUUUUUGGAUGCACGUGGUGGUUAUACGAUAGACCAGCGUGGCCUGAUUGAGAUAAAUUUUUUUUUCAUGAUGAACACAUUUUGGUUGUUGGGAAAGAAGGGCUUUGAUAAACCACUUUUUUUUUUGCCGCCGAUAGGCCUUGAUGAGUCACUCAUUUUUUUUUUAAUCACGCUCAAGGCGCAAGCCAACAAAUCACGCAACAGCACAAAUCCCUCCUCGAGUCAGUCUUCCUCGUUGGCCGGCGAAUCGGUCGAAGUCAAAGUGGAGAUCACCCCUUUUUUUUUUGCGGACGUUUGUUCAUCAAACUUACCCAACUCCUACUCGCUUGAUUCCACUUUUUUUUUCACCAUCAGCCCGAAUGUCACACUCUGUCCUGAUUUUCCCGCGAAAACACCUUUUUUUUUUCCGCAAUCGAGAAAAAUGUCUGAGCUCUCACCGGAGAACUUGCUCACACCUUUUUUUUUUAAUCGUUUACCUAGCUCAGCAGGUGGCUCCUCAUCACGUCUUUAUAAAAAUUUUUUUUUAAUGAUGGAUCUCAGUUCACCUUACAACCACUACAAAUGCCUCAGCCCCAGUUUUUUUUUUCUGACACAGUUCUAUGAUGGCAAAUAUCUUUAUAGCGGUGUAGGGGGUGCUUUUUUUUUUAUCGGUGGUGGUACAGGCUCUGGCGGUGGUAGCGUACACAGCAGUAGCGUUUUUUUUUUUUCGAAGCCUGGCUCAAGUCGCCUAUUACGCCGUCAAUUUAGUCUCGACCGUUUUUUUUUACAAAACAAAACGGAACAUCACUAUCAUCAUCAGCACCAUCAAAGUUCAUUUUUUUUUUUAUAUGCAAUGACGAUCUCCAAUAAAUCCUCCAUGUUGGAUAUACCUAUAUUUUUUUUUUUCUCGCGCAGUCCGAAGGGUACACUCACACGGGCACACAAGCAAAAUUCCACUUUUUUUUUACAAGAUCUAGAGAAAAUCGAAGAGAUACCACUAUCGCCGGCGUCGUCGCAUUUUUUUUUCAGCUUGGAUAGCAAUUUGAACCGUAGUCCACCUUCUACGGUGGAGGCGCAUUUUUUUUUUACAACGGGCGCGUUGUUGUCGGCGCCAACCUCGCCAGCGCCUUCGCGCACUUUUUUUUUCAUCGGUCACAAUGUUGUCGGCAGUGGUGCCGCGAUAAUGGAAAGUCCCACUUUUUUUUUCUCAACGGCGACUACAACUGCUUCGGUGAAUUCGAAUAACACCACCCCUGGUUUUUUUUUCGUGACUCGACGUAAUGAGCUUACGUUAAAUGUAGAGGCUUUACUUGGCAGUUUUUUUUUGGUUUAA
This is a messenger RNA of Ceratitis capitata (Mediterranean fruit fly), 3561 nucleotides long. RefSeq names its product retinal guanylyl cyclase 2-like. Gene Ontology annotation, biological process: receptor guanylyl cyclase signaling pathway; protein phosphorylation; cGMP biosynthetic process. The record is from RefSeq and is a predicted model, not a curated record. The annotation marks the transcript as partial. The transcript has 11 exons. Gene Ontology annotation, molecular function: ATP binding; guanylate cyclase activity; protein kinase activity. NCBI's taxonomy places the organism in Eukaryota, Metazoa, Arthropoda, Insecta, Diptera, Tephritidae.